Molecule: messenger RNA, 2091 nt
Organism: Cydia splendana
Lineage: Eukaryota; Metazoa; Arthropoda; Insecta; Lepidoptera; Tortricidae
Exons: 6
Coding region: 82-2091 (669 amino acids)
Biological process (GO): DNA integration
Molecular function (GO): nucleic acid binding; zinc ion binding
Source: RefSeq, a predicted model, not a curated record
UACUUCAGUGGCGACGAAAUCGAACUGUGAACGCGUGUGAAACGUUUUUUUUAGUGGACGAGAGUGAAUAUCGCAGUGACAAUGUCGGUCGGUAAGAUUGGUGCUUUCGAUGUCCAUAAGGAUAAUUGGGACUUGUAUGUGGAGCGCUUGGGACAAUUUUUUUUGGCUAACGACGUUAAGCCGGCAGUGCAAGUACCAACUUUAAUCACCGUCAUGGGUAGUGAAGCGUACGAACUCAUGGCAAAUUUAUGUUCACCGGACAAACUGUCAACAAAAAAAUAUGAUGACCUCGUGGCACUUAUGAAAAAGCACCUACAGCCGACACGGAGUACCAUGGCCGAACGAUUUAAAUUUCGUCAGAGGGCACAAAGAUGUGACGAAACCAUUGCAGAAUAUACUGCGGAGUUAAAAAAGUUAACAAAAGAUUGUGAUUUUCAAGAAGCCAAUUUAAAAGAUAAUUUACGAGACCAAUUUGUGUGUGGCAUCCGUAAUGAUAGCAUUCGGCAAAAGUUAUUUACGGAAGAUAACCUAACAUUUGAAAGAGCAUUUAAAAUGGCGGUGGCGAUGGAAGCUGCGGAAAGUCAUGCGGCGCUGGUACAGGACCGGUCUAUAACAGAGGAGGGAGUAUCAUCGUCCAUGAUGGCAACGGCAGUGCAUCAGCUGGCCGCGGUGAAGCGGGACAAGCGGCAGUCGGCGGAGGCGGCCAGUACAGAGCGUUAUGGACCGCGCGGUCCAAAGGUCACGCAGUGCGACGGUACAAAGGGCGCGGGCGCGGGCAAGCGACGAGCCGUUAGGAACAGUGCGCACUGGAAGGGUGCACAAACGCAACAAUGUUCGGCGUGCGGAGGGCAACAUGGGCAGAGCUCGUGUAAAUUUAAGGCCUACGUGUGCAGAGUAUGUAACAAAGAAGGGCAUCUUAAGAAAAUGUGUCCAAAUUUGAGGAAAAACGUCGCAUUUCAUGCGAUGUUAGAAGAGCGGGCAGUCUACGAGUAUUCAGACAGGGACAGUAACGCCAGUGACGAGGUAAAUAACUUUUCUAUAGAGGCUAAAAAGUUUAAGAAGUAUGGGCCUUACAUGGUGCAAUUACGAGUGAAUAAUGUAAAUUUAGUAAUGGAAGUAGAUACGGGCAGUCCGAUAUCUUGUAUUAGCUAUGAUUUUUAUAAACAAUUAUUUUCUGAAUAUUGUGAAGUGUUUGAAGACGGCUUGGGAAGGUUUACCGGCGGAACGGUGGGGUUCCGGCUGCGCGAGGGCGCGGCGCCCGUGUUCCUGCGCGCGCGGCCGCUGGCGUACGCGCUGCGCGAGCCGGUUGAGCGCGCGCUCGAUCAGCUGGUGGCGGACGGUGUGAUCACUCCGGUAAACUCGUCCGACUGGGCUACGCCUAUUGUUCCGGUGAUGAAAAAAGAUGGAACCAUUCGGAGGAAAUUAGAACAGCUGUUCGGAGAUUUACCGCGUGUAGGUAUUUUUUUAGACGAUCUGAUAAUAACCGGGGAAGAUGACGAAACGCAUUUAAAAACGUUACACGAGGUGUUCAGGAGGCUCAAAACUUACGGUCUGAAGUGUGAUGUGGUGGCCGGGCAUCGACGCGGACGUGGAGCGUGCCUGCAGGAGCUGCGGCACGUGCGCGGCGGAGAGCUCGGCGCCGCCGCGCGCGCCGCCGCAGCCCUGGCGGUCACCUUUGCGGCCGCAUACCAUCCGGCGUCCAACGGGGCCGCGGAAGCGGCGGUCAAGUUGUGCAAGCGGGCAAUUAAAAAGGCUAUGCGGGAUGGUGGCGAUAUAGAUGCAGCGUUGCAGGCUUACCUUCUAGCGUAUCGAAAUGUAGAACAUAGUACCACAGGGGUAUCACCGGCAGAGCUACUGCAGCGUAGGAAGCUUCGUUCCAGGCUAGACUUGUUAAAGGAUGGAUCGGUAGAAGACAGAGUCAAAGAACGGCAAACAAAGCAAACGAUGGAGCGAGAAAAUUCUGCACUGGUACCCGCGUGGCGAGACGACAUCGUCGCCGAGGCGGGCAUCACCUGGACUCGAGUAGCCGCCGACAGGAACGAGUGGAACAGGAGGGAGGAGGCCUAUGUCCAAAAAUGGACAGCCCAGUAG